Oryza brachyantha (malo sina) is the source of this 1401-nucleotide messenger RNA. Its product is annotated as acyl transferase 1-like. The transcript has 2 exons. Lineage: Eukaryota; Viridiplantae; Streptophyta; Magnoliopsida; Poales; Poaceae. Bases 1 to 1401 code for a protein of 466 amino acids. The record is from RefSeq and is a predicted model, not a curated record.
AUGGUGACUUUCACGGCACGCCGGAGCGAGCCGGAGCUAGUGGCGCCGGCGAGGCCGACGCCACGCGAGACCAAGGCGCUCUCCGACCUCGACGACCAGUGGACGCUGCGCUACUACGAGACCGUCGUCGGGUUCUUCCGCGUGAGCCCCAGGAUGGCCGGCGGCCUGUCGUGGGCCGGCGGCAACAACGUCGCCGCGAUGGUGAUCAGGGCGGCCGUCGCCGAGGCGCUCGUAUACUACUACCCUGUGGCCGGUCGCCUGCGGGCUCUCCGCCCCGGCGGGAACAAGCUGGCCGUGGACUGCACCGCGGAAGGGGUGGUGUUCGUCGAGGCCACCGCCGACGUGCGGCUGGACGAGCUCGGCCAGCCGCUGCUGCCGCCUUAUCCAUGCGUGGAGGAGUUCCUCGGUGAUGCCGGCGACACUAGGGCUAUUCUAGACAAGCCUCUGCUCUUCCUGCAGGUAACACAGCUGAAAUGCGGCGGGUUUGUGAUCGGUCUCCACAUGUGCCACUGCAUUUUUGACGCCUUCGGACUGCUCCAGUUCAUCAAGACUAUUGCCGGUUUCGCCGGCGGUGAGCCCGUCCCGUCCACCAUGCCCGUGUGGGGAAGAGACCAUCAGCUCUUCACAGCGCGGACGCCACCAUCCGUCGCCCAUGUCUACCCGGCGUACAAGCCGAUCCUUGACGGCCUGGACCGCACAGGCGACGACGUGAUGCUGACAACUCCGCCGGAGAGCAUGGUGAUGAGGUACUUCAGGUUUGGGCCGGAGGAAAUCUCGCUUCUCCGGGGCCUCAUCCCGCCGCACCUCGUCAGAUCCACCACGUCCUUCGAGCUGCUCACCGCCGUGAUGUGGCGGUGCCGCACGGUGGCGCUCGGCUACGAGCCCCACCACCGGGUGCGCCUCACGUUCACCCUGAAUCUGCGCGGGAGAUUGAGCAGCCGCGACGGGGCUGGCGGCGCCGCCGUCCAGCGGGGUUACUACGGGAACGCCCAUUUCUCCCCCAUGGCGGUGGCCACCGUCGGCGAGCUCACCCGGCGGCCCCUCGCGGACACGGUGGAGCUCAUGUCCCGCGCCAAGGGCAGCACCACUAGCGAGUGCAUGGCGUCCAUGGUCGAUCUGCUCGCGUCGUGGCGGGAGCAGCCUGCGUUCCCCGUGGACAGAACCUACGAGGUCUCCGAUACAAAGUGGGCCGCCGGCGGCGGCGCGUUGCGGUGUGGGGUGGCGGAGAUGGUCGGCGGCGGCACGCCUUUCGCGGGAGAUCUCACCUCGAAGCUGAUAAGCUAUCACAUGCAGUGCAAGGACGAAAACGGCGAGGACAUGACCGUGGUGUCGAUGUUAUUGCCGGAGCCGGCGAUGGAGAGGUUCACCAAGGAGAUGUCGUUUUGGUUGAAGAGCUAUUAA